AUGUUAGCCACGACCAGAGCCACCCUGCCGACCAGACCCAGCCGCACUCGAGAGCAUCGACGUGACGUGCAGGCUGCAAUUGCAGAGUCGGGGAAAGCAAAGCAAUGGAUUGCGGCUUUGAAGCUUUUCCGUGAUGUACAGGCAUCAGGCAUGGAGGCUGGUCUUGUUUUGUACGCUUCCGCGAUUGCUGCGUGUGGCAAGGGUAUGCAAUGGCAGCGGGCGUUGUCGUUGCUGGUCGAAUUGCGCGCAGCAACCGUCAGGCCGAAUGUAUUCACCCAUAGUCCUGGAAUCAGUGCAUGUGACAGAGGCGGCCAGUGGCAACGAGCGCUGUCGUUGUUUGGCGAGCUGCAAACGAGUGAGAGGAAUGUUGUAUGUUAUACUUCCGUCAUCAGCGCGUGCGAGAAGCAUGGCCAGUGGCAGUGUGCGCUGUCGUUAUUGGGUAAGCUGUGCUCAAAGACCUUGCAGCCCGACGUUAUCGUAUACAGUGCUGCGAUCAGCGCUUGCGCGAAAGGUGAACAGUGGCAAGAUGCUCUGGCGCUGCUGAGGGAGGUGCGGGAAGCGCGACUGGAGCCAAACGUCCUUCGCUUACAAUGCUGGAGUCAGCGCGUGCGAUAG
Molecule: messenger RNA, 615 nt
Organism: Prorocentrum cordatum
Lineage: Eukaryota; Dinophyceae; Prorocentrales; Prorocentraceae
Source: the annotation of a GenBank genome assembly